AUGGCAUUAUCCGAAGAUACGUUGUCGAAAUGCUCAGAACACAUGAGUGCUUACAAAUCCGCUUGUGAAGACCACCCAGAACUCAAAGCCUUUGAUUCUUCGCUUCAGCAUAAAAGCAUCAAAAUGAUAGACUCACUUAGCCCGGACCCCAAGACUGGAUUGUUGUCCCAACAUGCCGUACACAUGGAGAUCUCCAAGAACCUACUAGAAGUUAGCCAAGGUGUGGCAAACUUCAUUCUUGAAGGCGAAAACGAUGUGUGGGAGAACAAAGCUCUAAGAUCUUUGGUCCAAGCCUAUUUCGACAAUACUAUCAAGACUUUAGAGAUUUUCGAUAAUGUAAUGGAUUACGUGGAGAAAGCAGAAAUGGGCCAACUUUACAUUCAAGAAGCCGUGGCGCAGUUUGACAAAGAGUCGGCAGAAAAGGAUCUUGGUGGAAAAAAGAAGAGGUAUGAAAAAACCUUGAAGAAUCUGAACAAGUUCAAAGCCAUGGGAGAUACUUUCGAUGGCGGCGAGCUCAUGAUUCAGUUCGACUUGAUCAAAAAGCAGCAAGAAUCCCUUCUUCAGGAUGUGAGUGAAGCUAAAACAAAGCUUCAUGAGGAAUAUGAUAACCUAAAAGCAGGGAGUAUGAUUUCAAAUGUGGUUUUCGGCGCUGCAUUUUUCGGUACUUUGAUUGUCUCGGUAGGUCUACUGAUAACAGGCGUGGGUAUACCUUUUGCCAUUGCGGGGUUUCUAUCGUUACCAGUGAUGGCGGUGGGAUGGUCAGUCACCCACUUUCUCUUGGAGAAACGGAUGGAUGAACUGAAGAAACUGGAAGAAACUCUGACGAAAGUGCAAGGAGUAUCAUCACUAGUGGGUAUUGGCAUAGAAACCAACAAAGAAGCGAUGAAGAGUGUAUCUGAAAUAGCCCACCAGCUAGAGAAAAAGAUCGCGUCCAUUAUGAAAUAUGUGGAUGAUGUGAUUGAGAAUGAAGGAGAUGAGGUGGAUAUGAAACUUGCCCUUCACUUAAUCAGGGAGAAAGUAAUGAAACUAACAGAGAAAAUCAAGGAGGUUGGUGAAACUGUGGCUAGUCAUAGCAAACUAAUCCUUGAGGCGAGAUUUCACGUUCUCGAAAAGAUCAACGGUUCUGGAAAAUAUCAUCGUGGUUAAACGUUAUUGAUAUUUGUUGUUCAUGAGUCACUCAUGAGUUCCCAUAUUUUCUAUGUUUCAAUAAUUGGGUUUACAAACCCAUAUUGCACCUUUCUAUUUUGCUUUGUAACGUGAACCAUCCGAGAAGAUUGGUUGAUUUGUACCUUUUUAUUUU
This is a messenger RNA of Capsella rubella, 1300 nucleotides long. RefSeq names its product UPF0496 protein At3g28270. Lineage: Eukaryota; Viridiplantae; Streptophyta; Magnoliopsida; Brassicales; Brassicaceae. The transcript has a single exon. Bases 1 to 1146 code for a protein of 381 amino acids. The record is from RefSeq and is a predicted model, not a curated record.